GGUGACUGCCUGCAGCCGCCGAGGUUUGCCUUUGCGGAGCCCCCCACGCCCCUGGAGAAGUCCUACGCCGUGGGGACCACGCUGCUAUACAGGUGCCGCUCGGGGUACACGAGGGCCGAGGGCAAGUCCGCCAAGGUCACCUGCGGCGUCGACUCCCUCUGGUCGGCAGACCCCGACUUCUGCAUCGGGGGGUCUUGUGGUCCUCCGGACAUCAUGAAUGGCAACUUUAACUAUACAACCAACCUCCUGUUCGGGGCGACGAUAACCUACACCUGUAACGUUGGGUACCGGUUACAUGGGCAGCCAUCUGCACAAUGUGUAUUUAAAGACAAUGAAGUUUAUUGGGAUGCCAUUCCACACUGUGCCAUUAUCCUCUGUUUACCACCUCCUGUGAUCGAGAAUGGGCAGCUCAUCAAUGGGGACACAGACUUCACCUUUGGCAUGGUUGCAACUUACAGCUGUAAGAAAGGUUUUGCUCUUAUCGGAGAUGCCACGAUUCACUGUGAUAGCGAUGAUAACCUCAAUGGAGUAUGGAGCAGUCCAGCCCCUGAAUGCAAAGUGGUCAGGUGUAAAAAUCCAGAAGUGAAAAAUGGGAGAAGGUUAUCUGGCUUUGGCCCUGAGCACACAUAUAAAAAUACAGUGACCUUUGAGUGUAAUCCUGGUCAUUUAUUGAAUGGUAGUGAUCUAGUUACUUGUGAAGCAGACAAUACCUGGAAGCCACCUCUGCCAACAUGUGACCCAAGACAGCAAUGUACUCCUCCCACGAUAGACAACGGGGAUGUGAUUGCAGACAAUUUCCUGUUUGAGACAGUUGUGACAUUCACCUGUCAUCCUGGGCCACCUACAAUUGACAACGGGAUGCACAAUGGCACAAAGGGCAUAGACUUUGUUCAUGGCUCCACCGUAGCUUAUGAAUGCAAUGAUGGCUUCACGCUUGUUGGAGGGGCCUUUCUUCAGUGUGGAGCGAACGUGAUCAUUGUUGGAGCUGCAGUCUGUGCCGGGGACCAGAGCAUGGUGCUCAUCUUCGCCCUCCGCCUCCUGGGCAGCUCCGCUUUGCUCCUGGCCACCGCAUCUGGGGCUCGAGCUACCCAUUGCCCGUUCCCACACAUCCAGUAUGGGAAGAGAGUAUCCGUUGCUCGCAAUUUCUACAGGACCGGGGACACC
This is a messenger RNA of Fulmarus glacialis (Northern fulmar), 1164 nucleotides long. RefSeq names its product complement component receptor 1-like protein. The transcript is spliced from 10 exons. The annotation marks the transcript as partial. The record is from RefSeq and is a predicted model, not a curated record. Lineage: Eukaryota; Metazoa; Chordata; Aves; Procellariiformes; Procellariidae.